This is a messenger RNA of Juglans microcarpa x Juglans regia, 441 nucleotides long. RefSeq lists its product as uncharacterized. Lineage: Eukaryota; Viridiplantae; Streptophyta; Magnoliopsida; Fagales; Juglandaceae. The transcript is spliced from 2 exons. The coding region runs from base 1 to 441 and encodes 146 amino acids. The record is from RefSeq and is a predicted model, not a curated record.
AUGGACUUCGUGACAGGUCUACCAAGGACUUUAAGCGAACAUGAUGCUAUAUGGGUGAUCGUGGAUCGCUUAACGAAGACUGCUCGUUUUGUGCCCAUUAAAGUUUCUUAUAAACUGGAGAAACUAGCUGAGCUGGUGGCUCUACCACCAGCAUUCUCGGGAGUGCAUAACGUGUUUCAUGUGUCUAUGUUGAGGAAGUACAUCCAUGACCCCACCCACGUUAUAGAUCAUGAACCCCUUCAGAUUCAAGAGGAUAUGACCUACACCAAAGAACCAAUGUGGAUUUUGGACAAGAAGGAGCAAGUAUUACGGACUCGAACCAUCCCUUUGGUUAAAGUUUUGUGGAAUAAUCAUGCUAUCAGCGAAACAUCUUGGGAAUUCGAGGAAGAUAUGCGAGUUAAAUAUCCUCACCUGUUUGAAGAGACUUUUUAUAGCUUGUAG